GCGGCGACGGCGGCAGUCGUUGUUGUUGUUGUGGUGUCGACGUCACGAGGGGCCCUGCAGCCGACGUGGUGGGUUGGGCCGAUGUUUUGGAGCUGCUGCACUACCCGUUUGGGGCGAGCUGAAGAAGGCAGGGGCAGAUACUACAGUUGGGAAUUAUAUGUGUGGAAUAUACAGUAGUUAUUCUUUGGAUGACAGUUGGGCUUUUCCCCCCAUCUAAAGUUGCUAACUUUUUUUGUGAUUAACUGUUUUUUGAGACUCAGUGCUUUGUUGAAAGAAAAACAAUCAAAUCCCUUUACUUUGGCUCUUUGGACAUACUCUGCUAAUGUUUUCAAAGUAUUAAUUUAACUUGAAUAUCAUCAUGGGAGGAGCUGUGAGUGCUGGGGAAGACAAUGAUGAUUUAAUUGACAACUUAAAAGAAGCUCACUAUAUUCGUACUGAAAGAGUGGAGCAAGCAUUCAGAGCUAUCGAUCGAGGGGAUUACUAUUUGGAAGGUUACAGGGACAGUGCUUAUAAAGACUUAGCUUGGAAGCAUGGAAACAUUCAUUUAUCAGCACCUUGCAUUUAUUCUGAAGUAAUGGAAGCAUUGAAACUUCAACCAGGAUUGUCUUUUCUUAACCUGGGAAGUGGAACCGGAUAUUUGAGUACAAUGGUGGGCUUAAUUUUAGGUCCUUUUGGAAUAAAUCACGGAAUUGAGCUUCACUCAGAUGUGGUGGAAUAUGCCAAGGAAAAACUUGAGAGCUUCAUCAAAAAUAGUGAUAGCUUUGAUAAAUUUGAAUUCUGUGAACCAGCAUUUGUGGUUGGUAACUGCCUCGAGAUAGCAUCUGAUAGUCAUCAGUAUGACCGGAUUUAUUGUGGAGCUGGUGUCCAGAAAGACCAUGAAAACUACAUGAAAAUAUUAUUGAAAGUGGGAGGUAUUCUAGUCAUGCCUAUAGAAGAUCAGUUAACUCAGAUUAUGCGAACUGGGCAAAAUACCUGGGAAAGUAAAAACAUCCUUGCUGUUUCGUUUGCUCCAUUAAUACAACCAAAUAGGAAUGAUAAUAGCAAACCAGAUUCAGUGGGAUUACCUCCAUGUGCUGUCAGGAAUCUACAAGACUUGGCUAGGAUUUACAUUCGACGUACACUUAGAAACUUCAUAAAUGAUGAAAUGCAAGCCAAGGGUAUUUCUCAGAAGGCUCCUCCCAAAAGAAAAAGGAAGAGAGUUAAACAGAGAAUUAACACAUAUGUAUUUGUGGGCAAUCAACUUAUCCCUCAGCCUAUAGACAGUGAUGAUGAGGAAAAAAUGGAAGAAGACCAUAAAGAAGAGGAAGAAAAAGACCACAGUGAAGCCUUGAAGCCAGAGGAACCCCCUCAAAAUCUAUUGAGAGAGAAAAUCAUGAGACUACCCCUCCCUGAAUCUUUAAAAGCAUACUUGACAUACUUUAGGGAUAAAUAACUCCUGUGAAGUAGAAAGGAUGCCUACUGAUAAUUCCUUUAUUCUUGAAAAUGUAGCAUUUGUUAAAAAGAAAUCAACAGAUACAAUUAUGUCUUUCAGUAAGACAGAUUUACAGUGAAAAAGCAAAGCCAAUUUCUGUCUUAUAAGAAGACUUAGAUUUAACAGUAAAAGUCCCUUUUAUAAAAAUCUAUUUUUCUUUAAAUUUUGAAAAAUGCUCUUUUAACCCAGAAAGAUUCCAAACUAAUCAAGAUUUUGUGCAUGAUUUAAAAAAAACAACAACAAAACAGAACAACAAAAAAAGAAACCUAACAGAUUUGUAUUGGGUGAAGGGCAGAUGAAAUUUUUUUAUGUGGUUAUGUAAUAAUUUGUUUAUGUAUUCUGGUUUGAAUGGCUAUUGACAUUUUUUUCUAGGAAAGAUUUUAAAACAUGAAGAACUACUUCUAAUAGUGACAGCAAACUCUUUGUAGACUUAUUUACUAAACUUUUGUUGCAAUCAUUGCUGGGUUAUUAUAGAUGUAUUCUGGGUAAUACAUAUGUGCAAUAACAGUACAGAUACUGAAUAAGUUGGCUUUAAUAAAAUUCAACGUCUCUGGUAAUCAGAGAGCCCUGCUACUUCUGCAUUUGUAGCUACUGCCAAAAGAUGUAGGGGGUGGUAAAUUACUGUUUCUCUCAUAGAGACAACUUAAGGGAACAUCAUGCUAAUAUUAAAGCAAAUAUAGAGUUAAUACAGCUCUUAAUUUGCAUGAAUAUGCUACAGUUUCAGUCUAAAUGAGGAGAUCCAAUUCUUGGGAAAUUUUAAUAGAUUAUAUUGUUCUUUUUCAUUUAGUUAUUACAUUUGGCAAAAAGGUCAUUGUUAUAAACUUAAUAUUUUAUUAGACUAGGAAAUGAAGAAACAUUAGGUAUUCUUUGUUGGAUCGUUGUAAUAGCAGGGUCUAUUAGGUUUAUUAAGCAGAUGCACUUUAGUAAAUGGAAAUUAAACUUCUGAGUUUUUUUCUUUUACAAGGUAGGGCUAUGUGGGUAUGUGGGCGUAUAUAUGCUUCUGGACACAAUUUUCAAGUAUAAAACCAUUUUCACCAAGAUCUUAAUACGUUUUGUUUUUUUCCUUUUUUUGACUUUUGUGUGUAUGUUCCUGAGUGCAAAUUUAGUUUGUCAUAGGAUAACUUGGGACCUACAGUGUGCUCAUUGGACCCCUUUCCUUUUAUUCUCAUUUGUUUGGGACAGUUAUUGGAAUUUUCACCUUAGCUUUAUGGAUUGCUCUUUUUUUUAAAGCCUGCCUAAUGUUUGAAUCUUAGUUGUAGCAUAUCAGAGAAAAAUUAGUUAGAAAAUUUAGUAAAAUAUGUUGUAAAAGCCACUAUGAAAAGAAGUAUUUUGUAUAUUGGGCCCAAUGGAAGUCAUUCCUUAGCAAGAAAACUUGCAUGUAAAAUAAUUACUACUGAAAUAAUAGUAUUACAUCAAUUAUAUUUUUAAAUAAUGAAACAGUACAUUGCCCUGUUAUUACCACCAGCAGAAAUCACAAUUAAAAUAUGUACUGAUUGCAUUUGCUCAAGGAAACUAGUCAUGAUAUAACAGGUUUAUUAUCUGUCUGUGAAGAUUCAAACAUUAGUAGUAACAGAUAAAUAUACAAAUAUAGCUCUACUGUACAUAAUCUAAAAUUAAGUAUGUAGAGUAUUUUAAGUUUCACUUGCCUAAUUCACUAGUUUCACAUGCUAUAAAUAAGAGUGUCUUAGCGAUACUUAAAGGUAAUUUCCCAAAAGGUCUGUAUUUUGUAUCUCUGAGGGAAUAUAGAUCUUCAUGGUCUUUCAACAAAAAUGAAUAAACUACAUAACUGCUAUUGAAAAAUAAUCUAGUAAAUUUUAUUUACUGGAAUUACAAUUGUAGUUUUUUUUAAAAGGCAGUUGCAUCUAGUUUUUAUAAGUAGAAGUAUUAGGGUAAAUUUUGAAAUAUUAGUUACCAGGAGCAUUUGUCUUUUGAUUUGGGUAUUUUGUUUCUGAUAAAGUUUAAUCUUAACUUCCAGUUACCCACCUAUUCUCUAGAUUUGUGGGGAAAUUUACAUUUUGUUACUUAUCUUUCUUUUGGAGCCUGAAGCCAAUAUGUAAAAGUACAAAGAUGUUCAUUUUAAUGAUUCACCUCUUUAAGAAGAAAGCAAGCUUUCUUUUAAGAUGCAUGUGAAGACUGACUUUCUUUCAUUGCAUUUCAUUCUGUUGUAUACUUGAUAAGAUGGACAAUAGAUAAGCAAGAUCAGUAUUUCAUGUUUGUCAUUGAAAUGGUGUUUUUUUUGUUUUUAAAGGUGCAUUCAUUUUACAUUUGCGAAUUUAUUAUUGCCUUUAAAUAAAGACUUAGAAAUAAAAUAUUAAAAUUUAAAUGAUCUUUUGCAUUUGUUAAUAGACUGAAUUGUAAUAAAAAUUUUUUGUGGUUUGUGCUUAA
Dromiciops gliroides (monito del monte) is the source of this 3856-nucleotide messenger RNA. It is a transcript of the gene PCMTD1, whose product is annotated as protein-L-isoaspartate (D-aspartate) O-methyltransferase domain containing 1. Gene Ontology annotation, biological process: protein modification process. Gene Ontology annotation, cellular component: cytoplasm. The transcript is spliced from 7 exons. The record is from RefSeq and is a predicted model, not a curated record. Bases 359 to 1432 code for a protein of 357 amino acids. NCBI's taxonomy places the organism in Eukaryota, Metazoa, Chordata, Mammalia, Microbiotheria, Microbiotheriidae. Gene Ontology annotation, molecular function: protein-L-isoaspartate (D-aspartate) O-methyltransferase activity.